AUGACGGAAGAGAAUUCAUCGAUUAUCAACACUGUUUCUACCAUCGUCGCCACCACAAAUGACAACAAGAACCCGAUUAACGAUGGAGAGAAGAAGAAGAAGAAGAAAAAGAGAGGCACAUUCAACCUCCUCAAAGCAGCAUUGUUCAUGUUCCGCCACGGAACAACCAGAAAGAAAAACUCCGUUCAAGUAGAGGUGGCUUCAAAUGGCAAUUGGAAGAAAAUUGUGGGAUCAAUGCGGCCCUUGCAUCUCCAUGACAACCCAUCGUCGCCGCCACCACCACCUUCUAUCACUGCCACCACCUCUCCCACCGCUGAACAAUUUGAGGAGGUGAUUCCACCAGACUCCCCCUCUGUCUACUCCGUCUCUGGAGACACCGUGAGCCAGUAUGCUUCGGCAAAUAAUCUCCAAGAGCUUGAUGACGAUGAUGAGGAGGAUGAUCCUGACCAGGUGUUCGAUACAAUUGGUGCAGAUGAGAUGAUCGAUACCAAAGCUGAGUCCUUCAUUGCUCAAUUCUACCAACAAAUGAGGAUUCAAAACUUGGAUUCGGUCAAUCGUCACAAUCUGAUGGUCGCAAAGGGGAAGCGUGAAGAGUAA
Ilex paraguariensis (yerba mate) is the source of this 597-nucleotide messenger RNA. The record is from the annotation of a GenBank genome assembly. NCBI's taxonomy places the organism in Eukaryota, Viridiplantae, Streptophyta, Magnoliopsida, Aquifoliales, Aquifoliaceae.